Molecule: messenger RNA, 1704 nt
Organism: Patiria miniata (bat star)
Lineage: Eukaryota; Metazoa; Echinodermata; Asteroidea; Valvatida; Asterinidae
Product: thyrotropin-releasing hormone receptor-like
Exons: 1
Coding region: 367-1611 (414 amino acids)
Biological process (GO): G protein-coupled receptor signaling pathway
Cellular component (GO): plasma membrane
Molecular function (GO): G protein-coupled receptor activity
Source: RefSeq, a predicted model, not a curated record
GGGUCGACCCGUGCCUAAUGUACGUGUCACUGAACUAAUCCUGACUCGUCGGUCAACGGUGUGCUAACAGCCCCGUCUUGGGACAACACUUCAUCCCUUGAUGCCCACAAAUCCAAGCAAAGACAAAUUCUUCAUUUAAUACCACGCAUCCAAAGUCUGUCAGCAGCAGGAAUUAAGCAUCCACUCCUCCGUUUAACACUCAGAUCUAUCCCUCUUGUUGACAAGACAAAAAUGCAGUCGCUUCGUUGUAGAAAACAACUCGUCUUGCCGUCACGCGAUUACAUCUGCGAUGCGCAUCGGACAGUUGCACUUGAUGCCGAGGGCGAGUUGUGAUCGCUGGUGCCAACAGACGGAGAAGGAGUAAUUAUGUCAACAGUGAAUGAUACGGAGGAUGUAAUGUACUACACAGGGGCACAGGAUCGGAACAUUUGUCCUUCCAUGGAAUUUAGGUAUAAUCUCACUAACGAGCUGGAUGCUGAAUGGUUCGUGGGAACAUUUUCCUACAGCUGGACCGACACUGUAGUGCACACCAUCAUUCUACCGUUUAUCCUGAGUGCUGGAUUACUGGGAAACUUUGCAUUUUUGUUCGUGGUAUCCCGGAUCGAGUGGAUGCGCACCAUCACCAAUUGCUACCUGGUGAAUCUAGCUCUAGCUGACAUGACGUUCCUGGUGGUCUCGAUCGGGGAGAAGCUCCACCAGUACACCCGGACCCCGUUCGUCUACGAUGACCUGCCCAAGGGCGCGACCGGCUGUGUCCUGGUGCCCUUCGCCAAGGACUUCUGUUUUUUCUCCUCCAUCCUCCUGGUGACUUGCAUCUCAGUGGAGCGGUUCAACGCGGCCUGCCGGCCCUUAAAGCAGAGGCGGAACAAGGGAGCCAAGCUACGGGCCCGGACGGCUAAGCUGACCGCCAUGGCUUGGGUCCUGUCCCUCGCUAUGGCCAGCCUCCGUAUAUCCGCCUCCUGCUGCCAGUACCGAGUCUACUGCCUCAUAUGGCCCGACACAGACGCCUACUUGGAUUACACUAGAGAGGUUGGAGAGUGCAGACCUGCCGCCGAGUGGGUAGCAACCGUCGCAAAGAGCAUCCAACUCGUCCUGUUCACUGUAGCCAUGGGGGUCAACACCGCACUCUACGUCCGGAUCACCCGGGCUGUGCAGUGCACCAAGGCCCGCCCCAACGCCCGCCACCAUAUCCCCUGCAGUGGUAGCACCUCGGCCAUCGAGGCCAAGAUCACUCGCAUGGUGGUAGCCACUGGAGUCAUCUUCUUCCUCUGUCUCGCCCCGUACGAGCUCUUCUCGGCGCUGGUCAUGGUCCUGCCGACCUUCGACGGCAACAUGGUGUCGGCCAUGCAGGUCUGCCGGAUGCUGAUGCAUCUCAACUCGGCAAUCAACCCCUUCAUCUACAACGUGGCCAACCCUCGCUACAGGAAGGCCUUCCGGCUAGCUUUUACCAAUACCCGGGCAGCAAGGACCAGAGAAUUCCGCGAGAGUGUUAGGGAAACCCAGCACGGCAGGUUCAAAAACCCUAACCAGUCUUCAACUGUGUCUACUGUCCCCAAAAGGAGGACUCAAGGCCAAUCUACGCAGGCAGCAAAUAGUGUCACAAAGAUGUAAAAAUAUAUUUGCCAGGAUAUAAAUUCUAGAGUCACUAAAUUUGCCAGCAAAUUCCUCCAAAGUCUAUGUUUUCUACGUUAGUAGGCCUACGUG